AUGUUUGAUGGAGGAGAAGAAUACUGGUCUUCAGUCGACUACUUUACGAACAUGAAUACAGAGUCAAAGAAGAAAAAGAAGAUCGAGAAUGCACGAAGGUUUAGCGACGAACAAAUUCGAUCAAUGGAAACGAUGUUUGAGUCCGAGACAAAGCUCGAGCCAAGGAAGAAGAUACAGCUUGCAAAAGAGCUUGGAUUGCAGCCUCGACAGGUUGCAAUUUGGUUUCAGAACAAGAGAGCUCGAUGGAAGUCGAAGAAAAUCGAAAAAGAUUACAACAUACUUCUUGCCAACUAUAACAGUCUAGCUUCACAAUUUGAAACCUUAAAAAAGGAGAAACAGGCCUUAGCUAACCAGUUGCAGAAAUUGAAUGACAUGGUGGGCAAAUCAGAAAUGGAAAUUCUGUGUCCUAAACAAGAAAAUCCUGGGAACAGAAUUGAAGGAGAAUCAUCAGUUAAUGGAGAGAACAUGAAAAGUGAUGAAUUUGAAGUCGUUUUGCACACUUUCUUUGCUUUUCCUGUAGAUAACGCAUUGGACAUUUGCUUGGGUACAGACGUAAACCGGGCUGUGGUGCUCGUCUCGGGUUGCUUGUUAUGGGUACUGCGAGCCACAAGCCCCUACGUAGAGCAUGGCCAGGAUAAGGGGACGGGUCGACCUGCAAUACGACCUGAUUGGGACCCGGCUAUCAACAAAAUUUCAUAA
Molecule: messenger RNA, 699 nt
Organism: Fraxinus pennsylvanica
Lineage: Eukaryota; Viridiplantae; Streptophyta; Magnoliopsida; Lamiales; Oleaceae
Source: the annotation of a GenBank genome assembly